AUGCCAAUAACGCAUAGCCCACAGGGGUCGCAAGGGGCUAAGUCGCCCAAUGAUAAAGAUGCAAGUGAUAGUGAAAGUGAAAGUUUCCAUGGUUUCGAUGAAGGCGCGAAGCGCCCUUCUACAAGUGCUGUUGACAAAAGGAUAACGGUUCUUUCUCGUCAACAAUCUCAAGCGCAAGCGAAGAUUCAGCGUAUCGCUGCGAUGAUAGAAGAUUCGAUAGUUCCGCUUGCCCAGCUCAAUGUGUAUGUGAAGUGUGUAGAGUCAGCAUAUCAGGAGUAUUGUUCUUUCCACAACCAAUUAACAGCGGUUCUUUCCAAUGAAGAAAUGGAUGAACAUGAUACGGAUUACGCUAUUUUUGAGGAAACAUAUCAUCACGUGCUGAUUCGACUGGAAACCUUAAUCCUAGAGAAGAGGAAUUAUGUUGAGCCAGCUCCGCCGCAAGUGGUCAUCCGUCAGCAGCCUCUCAAGGCACCGGUCCCAACCUUUAAUGGACUUUACGAGAAUUGGCCAAAAUUCAAGGCUACCUUUCUCGACAUCAUGUCUCAGUCCAAUGAUAGUGACGCUAUCAAGCUAUAUCAUUUGGACAAGUCGCUUGUAGGAGCUGCUGCAGGGAUACUUGAUGCCAAAACGGUGAAUGAAAACAAUUACGCACACGCUUGGGAGAUACUAAACGAACGCUUUGAGAAUCCACGAGUGAUAAUUGACAAUCACAUCAAAGGUCUGCUAACGAUGAAAAAGAUGUCAACCGAAUCACAUCGAGAGCUGCGUCAACUACUCGAUAGCUGUACAAAGCACAUAGAAAAUCUCCGGUACUUCAAGCAUGAGCUGACAGGCAUCUCCGAGCUAAUGGUGGUUCAUUUAAUUUCGGCCAGCAUGGAUCGAAACACGCGAAAGCAAUGGGAAGGAACAAUUGCGAAGGGUGAGUUGCCAAGCUACGAUGGCACAAUCACAUUCCUGAAAAAACAGUGCAACGUACUAGAAAAUUGCGAAGAGGUAGUUAAGUUGCCAAGUAGUUCCAAGUUAGUACAGAAAUCAGCAUUUUCCCCGAGAGUAACCACGAAUGCAGCUACAGACAGUGUUAGCGAGUUGUGUGAUUUCUGUAAAGGUGCUCAUAAAAACUUUCAGUGUGACAUCUUCAGAGGCAUGAAUUUAUCGCAACGUGUUGAGAAGGUGCGUGAAUUAGGCAUGUGCUUCAACUGCCUCCGGAAAGGGCAUCGUAUAAAAGAUUGUACCUCCGAGCGUAAGUGCCAAAAAUGUCGAAUGCGUCAUCACACGCAGCUGCAUGAUGAUAGCGUGUGGAGAUCAUCGAGAUAUCAGAAAUCAAAUCCAUCAGUUACCGGUAAGCCACAAUUUGAUCGUUCUCCUGUACUAGCAUCCAGUGCAGAAAUUAAUACUAGCGAUGCUGUAGCAACAACUUGUUCAAUCGCCAAGUCCAAUGCUAAGCGGACAGUCAUGCUUUUAACGGCAAUGGUCAACAUCGUCGAUCGUCGAGGCAAGGCUCAUUCUUGUCGCGCUUUAUUAGAUUGUGGAUCGCAGGUCAACCUUAUCUCCAAACGAAUGGUUGAUUUGAUCGGUUUGAAAACUUUUCCCACCAGUGUUUUGAUUGCUGGUGUUAAUAACAAGGCAAGCAAAAGCGACAAAAAGGCCAAUGUGGAGAUUUUGUCAACCAACAACGAUUUUCGAACAGUCCUAGAAUGCAUCGUAACACCGUCAGUAACCGGUUUAAUACCAAGCUCGUUUAUUGAUACUCGCAACUGGUGUAUACCUCCAGAAUUCCAGUUAGCCGAUCCUUAUUUCAACGCUCCGCAAGCGGUCGAUUUGCUUAUAGGUAACAGUCAUUUCUUUGCAUUGCUGAAACCAGGUCAGCAUAAGCUUGGAGCGAAUUAUCCAGAACUCCGCGAAACUCGACUUGGUUGGGUUGUAACUGGAGAAGUAUAUGAGCCAUUAGUCGAAGCUGACUCCGUGUAUUCUCAUAAGAUAACCGUUGAAGACGUUCAUAAAGCUAUGCAACGUUUCUGGGAAAUAGAAGAUGUCGCCGAAGCACCAGUUUUGUCUUCAGAGGAGCAGGAAUGUGAGGAGCAUUUUCGUGCCACGCAUAAGCGUGAUUCUUCAGGACGGUUUAUCGUUCAGUUGCCGUUGAAGGAGAAUGUUGUUCAUCUGUCCAACUGCCGAGAUCUUGCAUUAAAGCGAUUUUAUAUGCUAGAACAUCGUCUUUCUCAUAACUCAGCGCUUCGGGAGCAAUAUGUAAAAUUUAUACAAGAAUACGAAAGUCUUGGCCACUGCAAGCAAGUUGACGAGCGGAAGGAUCUUCCAGCUCAGCGAAAUUGUUAUUUGCCUCACCAUGCCGUAAUUCGUCCAGACAGUACUACGACAAAAUGCAGGGUUGUUUUCGACGCAUCUGCUAAGCCUUCAAGUUCCAGUUUGUCUUUAAAUGAUGUCCAAAUGACAUUAGCAAAAUGUAUCGCCAAAUUUUUGUAG
Messenger RNA from Sabethes cyaneus, 2478 nucleotides. RefSeq lists its product as uncharacterized. NCBI's taxonomy places the organism in Eukaryota, Metazoa, Arthropoda, Insecta, Diptera, Culicidae. Gene Ontology annotation, molecular function: zinc ion binding; nucleic acid binding. The transcript has 2 exons. Bases 1 to 2478 code for a protein of 825 amino acids. The record is from RefSeq and is a predicted model, not a curated record.